Molecule: messenger RNA, 2374 nt
Organism: Daucus carota subsp. sativus
Lineage: Eukaryota; Viridiplantae; Streptophyta; Magnoliopsida; Apiales; Apiaceae
Product: pentatricopeptide repeat-containing protein At5g25630
Exons: 4
Coding region: 253-2139 (628 amino acids)
Molecular function (GO): protein binding
Source: RefSeq, a predicted model, not a curated record
CUAUCUUGCAUUGUAGAUAAGAUAAUUCAAAUUGUGUGUCAAUAAAAAUACUCUGCACUUUUUUUAUUAUUACAUAUACACACACUAUACUAGUACUAUCACUGUGUUUGCACCCAAGCCCAUCUUCAAGCUCAACAGGAACGGGGGAAAGAUUGUGAAAGUGUGAAGUGAAUCUCAGGUUUGGUCUUUAGAACGGUGGAAGUUGAGCCAGCAUACAAACAACAAAUAUAUAUUUAAAAUCUUGUGCUUUUCAUGGGAGAGUCUACUAAUCGCAAGGCUCACCCAAGGGCUGCUGGCAGACAUUAUGGGGGUAAUGCAGUUAACAGGAAUGAAUUGAUUCAGUUGUCACCAAUCAAGAGAAAAAAUCAAGAUGGUUGGAUCCAGUUUUCCCCACAUCCAGAGUCUAUUCUCUGUACCUUUUGCUUAGGAAAAGUAAGUUGUCGUACUGUUCGCUCAAAAACAAAGUUAAUGAAUAUUUUGACAGAAAGGGGAAAGCCGGAAGAAGCUCUCUCGAUAUUUGAUAGUUUGGUAAAAGGAGGACAUAAGCCAUCCCUUAUAACCUACACAACCCUAUUAGCUGCGUGUACUAUGCAGAAGCGCUUUAACUUUAUACACUCCAUCAUCUCGCAUGUAGAAGAUAAUGGGAUGCAGCCCGAUUCCGUUUUCUUCAAUGCAGUUGUUAAUGCUUUUGCUGAAUGUGGGAACAUGGAUGAAGCCAUGAAACAUCUAAUGAAGAUGAAGAAGAGUGGAAUUAGACUCAGUACAAGCACUUUUAACACUAUAAUUAAAGGAUAUGGAAUUGCUGGCAAGCCGGAAGAAGGUUUGAAAGUGCUAGAGCUUAUGUCAAGAGAGGAUAAUGUAAGACCUAAUCUGAGGACUUACAAUGUACUCAUCAGAGCAUGGUGUAACAAGAAUAACACUGCGGAGGCCUGGAAUGUGGUACGCUUAAUGUUAGCUUCGGGCUUACGACCUGAUAUAAUUACUUACAACACAAUAUUAUCUGCCUAUGCACAAUAUGGACAGACCAAACUGGCUGAAGGGAUAAUAUUAGAGAUGCAAAAGAACAGGGUAUGCCCAAAUGAACGGACAUGUGGUAUCAUUAUAGGUGGUUUCUGCAAAGAAGGUAAAAUGAAUGAUGCCCUGGGGUUCGUGUACAGGAUGAGGGAUUUCGGGGUUCGUCCUAAUCUUGUAGAAUUCAAUUCUUUGAUUAAAGGAUUUUUGGAUGCCAAGGAUAGAGAAGGAGUUGAUGAGGUUUUAACUUUGAUGGAAGAAUUUGGUGUUAAGCCAGAUGUGAUAAGUUUCAGCACCAUCAUGAACGCCUGGAGUGCCGCGGGUUUUAUGGAUAAAUGUAGGGAAAUCUUUGAUGACAUGGUGAAAGCUGGAAUCAAACCCGACACACAUGCAUACAGUAUUCUCGCAAAAGGUUAUGUCCGUGCACAGGAACCCGAGAAAGCAGAAGAAGUCCUAAGUGCCAUGAUUAAAUCAAAUGUUUCCCCAAAUGUAGUGAUAUAUACUACAGUCAUUAGUGGGUGGUGUAGUUCUGGCAGAAUGGAUUAUGCAAUACAAAUGUUUCAGAAGAUGCACGAUUAUGGAAUAUCUCCCAACUUGAAGACUUUUGAAACGUUGAUUUCAGGAUAUGGAGAAGCUAAGCAGCCAUGGAAAGCUGAAGAAGUACUCCAGAUUAUGAAAGAAUUUGACGUCGAGCCAGAGGACACUACUUUGCAUCUGGUUGCAAAUUGCUGGCGAUCUAGUGGACUAACGAAAGAAGAUAGUAGAAUAUACAAUGGUGCAAAAGAUCAGGAUAGUUUUCAUCAAAUGGAGGAUGAUAUACUGAUGAGAAGCUUACAAAAAAGUUCGGAGAAAGAAGAAAUCACUGAAUCUUACAAGAAUUUGUUACAAAUACCAAAUUCUUUUGGAUAUGACGCAAAAUUGUCAGAUGGUGCAUUGAAAGGUAGAAGGAUGGUCCUGAGAGAAGCUGAAUCUUUACACGAGAGCACCUUAUGGUCUGCUACAAAAUCCAUGCACCGUCCUUGUAGAUUCGGGACAAAAAUGCAAUUGAUAAGCUGCCAGCCAUCUCAAGGUCAGUUCCGAGCAUAUAAUCAGAAUGCACACUCUUGCACAGUAGUGUUUCUGAGCUGACAAGGAAGCUUAUGAUAUAACGAUAACAAAUUACUGCAAUAUGCCAUGCUUUAUGUGCUGUAAAUAGGGAUGAAAGUAGGGACUCAGUUGCAUUAGUUUUAUAAAGCUUCCACUAUGUCCUCGACUAUUCUCAGACUUUACUAAAUUAUGUAAUUCUUAUCACUAUUUCAUAAAUUAUCUAGGGACAAAAUCUAUAAACUGCUGCUGUGUAAAUAUAACAUGUGCAUUAUAUCUU